AUCAUAUUUAUUUUUCACGUCUGUUUUCAUAGUCGUAAAUUAAAGACAUGGCGAUACUGAGAUUCUACAAAAUUCCCGGCCUUCAGUCGGGGCAACGAAACAACAAACUGAACACCCUGAGAGAAAUUUCAAGUUCCGUUAAUGACUUGGAAACUGAAACCUGCUACAACAUUGAACUUACCCAGGAGCUUACCCAAGAUGAGAUUUCCAGAUUAAAAUGGAUCUUGGGCUCUCCUUUUUGGCCAGAUAACCUAUGGAGUACUUCCACCUUGAUCCAGGAUCCUCAGACCCUGCUUAUAGAAAUUGGCCCUAGGUUGAACUUCUCGACUGCGUUUUCGAGCAAUGCUGUAUCGAUAUGCAAAUCUGUUCAGCUGAACAAAGUGAGAAGAUUAGAAGUUUCGACGAGAUAUCUCGUUAAGCUUAAAUCAAUGCUAAAUGAAGAAACAGUAUCUGCAAUAGUUGAUGCGAUGCACGAUAAAAUGACUGAGUGUAGGUACCUGGAACCAAUAGAAACAUUUGAUCACGGUAUUAAGCCAAAAGGCUGGUAUGAGGUUGACAUUCUCAAGUACGGGAGAAAAGCCUUGGAGGAUGUGAACUCAGAGCUGGGUCUGGCUUUUGACGACUGGGAUUUGGAUUUCUAUGCAGAUCUGUUUGGUUCUAAGUUGAAACGUAAUCCAACAAGCGUAGAGUGCUUCGACCUUGCACAAUCUAACAGUGAGCACAGUCGCCAUUGGUUUUUCAAAGGCGAAAUGGUGGUGGAUGGUGAAAUGAAGAAAGAGUCUCUGAUCGACAUGAUUAUCGACACGCAGAAUUACUCAAACUCAAAUAACGUCAUCAAAUUCAGUGAUAAUAGUAGCGCAAUCAAGGGUUUCAACUUACGUACUCUUCGCCCUGAUAAAACCCAUGAGGCUAGCCACUUCCGUGUUGAUGAUGUUAAUCAGCAUAUAAUAUUCACUGCCGAAACACAUAAUUUUCCAACUGGCGUUGCUCCAUUUAGCGGGGCCACAACUGGUACUGGAGGACGUUUACGGGAUAUUCAAGGUGUCGGGAGAGGCGGCUAUUACAUUGCGGGUACUGCAGGAUAUUGUGUUGGAAAUCUUCACAUUCCAGGCUAUGAUUUGCCUUGGGAAGAAAAGAAUGUUUUGUAUCCUGCGAAUUUUGCUCACCCAUUGGAAAUUAUAAUAGAGGCUAGUAACGGCGCUUCUGAUUAUGGUAAUAAAUUUGGAGAACCAGUAAUAUCUGGGUUUGCCCGGUCAUUUGGGCUAGUUGAGGCUGAGGGUGGUCGUCGAGAAUGGAUUAAGCCUAUCAUGUUCAGUGGCGGGUUGGGAUCUAUGGAAGCAAACAUGACGGAGAAAUUACCAGCUGCAAAAGGAAUGCAAGUUAUUAAAAUUGGAGGCCCAGUAUACAGAAUUGGUGUUGGAGGUGGAGCCGCAAGCUCGGUUGAGGUCCAGGGAGACAACAAGUCAGAAUUGGACUUCGGUGCAGUACAAAGAGGAGAUGCAGAGAUGGAGCAAAAACUUAAUCGCCUUGUGAGGGCUUGUAUGGAAAUGGGAAACGACAAUCCAAUAUUGAGCAUACACGAUCAAGGAGCUGGAGGAAACGGAAAUGUAUUGAAGGAAUUGGUAGAGCCAGCAGGCGCUGUAAUAUUUACUAAAAAAUUUGAGCUAGGAGAUCCCAGCAUAAGUACUCUUGAAUUAUGGGGUGCAGAGUAUCAGGAAAAUGAUGCUAUAUUAUGCAAACCAGAACAUGUUAGUUUGUUGGAAAAAAUCGCGAUACGUGAACGGUGUCCGAUUAAUUUUGUUGGCACAGUUACUGGAAAUGGAAAAAUAGUACUAUCAGAGGAAGAUGACUGUGAUGCAUCUAAAUAUCUCAAUGGAGAGGCAACCACAAAUGUUAGGCAUCCUGUGGAUCUGGAACUCGAGCUUGUCUUGGGCAAAAUGCCGAAGAAGAUGUUCAAUCUUGACAAACACCAAGUAACUUCUAUCCCAAUCACUCUACCUGUUGGCUUGAGUGUCGAAGCUGCAUUGGAUCGAGUCUUAAGAUUACCAUCCGUUGCAAGUAAACGUUACUUGACCAAUAAAGUUGAUCGUUGCGUAACAGGUUUGAUUGCACAACAGCAGUGCGUAGGUCCGCUUCACACUCCUCUAGCUGAUGUAGCUGUUACAGCACUUUCACAUUUUUCCACAGUCGGCUCCGCAACUGCCAUAGGAGAACAGCCGAUAAAAGGCCUUGUUGAUGCGGCUGCUGGUGCAAGAAUGACAGUCGCAGAAUCUCUGACGAAUCUUGUAUUUGCUCGAAUAUCAGAACUUGCAGAUGUUAAAUGCAGUGGUAAUUGGAUGUGGGCUGCCAAGUUGCCAGGCGAAGGUGCAGCGCUAUAUGAAGCCUGUGUUGCUAUGUGCUCUGUAAUGAAGGAAUUGGGGAUAGCUGUUGAUGGGGGUAAAGAUUCUCUGAGCAUGGCUGCGCGAAUUGGAAAAGACGUAGUCAAGGCACCAGGAACACUAGUUGUUUCAUCCUAUGCACCAUGUCCUGACAUAAGACAGGUUAUUACUCCUGACUUGAAGGGUCCAUCCAUUAAAAUAAACGGAGCUCUCGUUUUUGUGGAUUUAUCCGCUGGAAAGAGCCGUAUAGGCGGCACAGCUCUGGCUCAAGUUUACAAACAAAUUGGUAACAACUGCCCAGAUUUCGAAGAUGCGGUAACUUUCAAGAAUGCAUUCAAUGCCAUACAGAAUUUAAUAAGAGAUCGCAAGCUCAUGUCAGGGCAUGAUGUAAGUGAUGGUGGUUUAAUUACGUGUUUAUUGGAGAUGAGUUUCGCUGGAAUAUCUGGCAUAGACGUAAAUAUCAACCACAAAUCAGGCUCCCCGAUUGAUGUUCUGUUUUCUGAAGAGCUGGGCUGGAUUUUGGAAGUUGAUCCCAUAAAUGUUGAUUAUGUUAUGAAAGUUUUUAAACGCGAUAAUGUUCCAGCUUAUAUUAUCGGAAACUCAAAGAGUUUCGGCCUGCGAUCAAAGGUGUCUGUAUCAGUCAACGAUAAAAUUGUACUCAAUUCUUCGGUAUUUCCUCUCAUGAAGAUUUGGGAGGAAACAAGUUACCGAUUGGAACUACGACAAGCCAACAUAGCUUGUGCUGAAGAAGAAUUCCUCAAACUUUCGACGAGGAGUUCACCGGCUUACAAACUCACAUUCGACCCUGCAGUUAGUCCAAUUAUCACUCAAAAGCAUAUAGCAUCUCCGUUCAAAGUUGCUGUGAUACGCGAAGAGGGCUCAAACGGGGACCGAGAAAUGUCUGCGUCUCUAAUACAAGCUGGCUUCGAAGUUUGGGAUGUGGUCAUGCAAGAUCUUUUGAAUAAUCAGCUAACACUGGACACAUUCAGAGGUGUCAUAUUCCCGGGUGGUUUCAGUUAUGCUGACGUACUUGGGUCAGCUAAAGGGUGGGCAGCAAGCCUUUUGUUCCAUCCCACUCUAAAGACACAACUACAAAAAUUUGUUGAGCGCGAAAAUACUUUCAGUUUGGGUGUAUGCAAUGGAUGUCAACUAAUGAGCUUACUAGGAUGGAUAGGCUGUCUAGAAAAUAAUGAUGGAAUCCCAGACGUUGUAUUGGAUCACAAUAAUUCUGAAAGGUUUGAGUGCCGAUGGAGUACUGUAAAAAUUGAAAAUUCUCCAUCUAUCAUGUUACAAGGAAUGGAAGGCAGUGUGUUUGGGGUUUGGGUAGCUCACGGCGAGGGAAGGUUCACAUUCCGAAAUCAGAAAAUUUUCAGGAAAUUAAAGGAACUGAAAUGUGUAGCUAUCAGGUACACGGAUGAUCAAGGUAUCCCAACUGAACAAUAUCCGCAAAAUCCGAAUGGCAGUAUUGAGGGAGUAGCUGGUGUUUGUUCGCUCAAUGGAAGGCAUUUAGCUAUGAUGCCUCAUCCAGAGAGGUGCACUCAAAUGUGGCAGUGGCCAUGGGCCCCAGUCUCUUGGAUGCAGAAGCAAUCACCGUGGGGACGUAUUUUUCAAAAUGCCUAUGCUUGGUGUCAAUCAGUCUAAAUUAAUACUAACUAUGUUAUCUUACAAUUAGAGAAGUAAGAUCUGUGUAUAUUAUUGAUAAGGCUGUUUGCAGAGCAAAUUUUCGUCAUGCAGACUCGAGUAGAUGAUUUCUUUUUCGUCCAACUUAACAAGUCGCAAUGAAACGGUUAACGAAUGCUGGCAGUUUAAUAAAAAUAUAUAUAUUAAUUCAUCUUUACUUUAAAAAACUGCUGAUAAAUGACAUAUGAAUACAUAGUAUAAUGAGUAUAAAAUAGAUAAUCUAUUGACUAACUUUCAGUUAAUAAUAAGUUUGUGAAUUCCAUAAAUAUAGUAUGUCGGUUGAUUAAAUGAUGGAGUUUAAUCACAUUUCCAGGUGAAUAUCACAGGUAAUUAGCUCAGAUCACAUAGUUGUAGUAUGUUUACUUUCUCAGUAGUGGCGGCGAUUAAAUAUUGCUUGUCAAGCUGAUCCAUUAUAUCUAACGCAAUUAUAGCUUGAUUAGCGACUACAAUUGAUUUGCAGUUCUUAGAACGAAAGUCCCAAGUAGUUAGUGACUCUGCAUUAUUGACGUAGUACAUGUGAACAGAACCUGCAAGUUUAAAUUCACAUCAUGUAAAACUGUGAAUUCCAUUGCAAAAAUUUAUCACUUUUUUUUAAAUUUUGUACAUACCAGAGUCUAAUCCUAGAACCAGUACAUCGGCAUAGAAAAGUAAUGCAGUUGGUGUUCCAUGAAGCUUUGAUAGAAUUUCGUACAUUACCCAGGGCUGACUGUUUACAGAGAUCCCCAAAAAACCGUUCACUAAAGGUAAAAAGGGACAAUGUAAGAUUAAAAUAUGAAUUUUAUGCAACACGAAAUGAACGGUAUAGGCAUAAAUCUUUUUAGAGUGAAAAUUGUUUACUUGUAAUACACAUGGCAGUCCAAGGUCUGAACACAUAGUAUUUUAAUACUCUAUCUGCAGGAGGUUCGACGUACUCCUCCUCCAUGUACGGAGCAUCAUUUCUGUUUACUUUAUAGUUGUAACCCAAAUCAGUCCAAAGAAAGGCCUGACGCAAAAAGGAAAAACUACAUUCAAUUUUUUGGUCAAUAUUGAAUAAGUAGGUUCAGCCAAACAUUUUUCGGUCAAACAUUCAGUUUCUUUUUAAUGUCUAUUAAGAAUUGAGCAAGUACUGCACCUCUUCACCAUCGGCUACUAAAGCAACAAUGGUGCCAUAUAGUUCAAGGAAAUCAUAAGAUUUUUCAAUACACUUGCUCCGGAUAAUCAGCUUGUUUUUCAUUGUGAUCCAAACACAUCCGUGGGUAGUACUAAGAAAUCAAGAGUAUCAUAAUAGUUUUAGAAAUUUUUUUAACGAGAUGUUUUUCAUCUGUUUACUUUUGACAUAUUUUACCUUAUUAAUCUCCCAUAUUUAGGAGCUGAAAUCACUUUUUUUAAUAGAAUAUCCCAUAACAUUACUCUGUGCAUGUUAGAAGCAGAGAUAGCAGCUAUCCGUGUAUCUGUAAGCAUACAAAACAUAGAAAACAAAGAUAAAAAACUACAAAAGAUAUCCAUAGCGUAAAUGAACGUAAUUCUCUACCAUCUCGUAAAAAUUGUACAUUUGAUACGUGUUCCAUUUGGUCAGCAAUAAAAAUUGGCUCAACUAUGGAUCUGUCAAUGUCAUAGAAAGCAAUGAAUCCUUCUGAGCUACCGACUGCCAGCAGACUUUCUGUACAGAAAAAUAGUUGAUUAACAAAUGCGGUGUAAAAUUUUUUACAUGUGGCUUGAUUCAAUCGCUAUCAAGGAAAAUACAGAAGGCC
Messenger RNA from Diprion similis, 5788 nucleotides. It is a transcript of the gene Pfas, whose product is annotated as phosphoribosylformylglycinamidine synthase. The transcript has 19 exons. Gene Ontology annotation, biological process: 'de novo' IMP biosynthetic process. NCBI's taxonomy places the organism in Eukaryota, Metazoa, Arthropoda, Insecta, Hymenoptera, Diprionidae. The record is from RefSeq and is a predicted model, not a curated record. Gene Ontology annotation, molecular function: phosphoribosylformylglycinamidine synthase activity. The coding region runs from base 48 to 4019 and encodes 1323 amino acids.